Messenger RNA from Prunus armeniaca (apricot), 1065 nucleotides. The record is from the annotation of a GenBank genome assembly. NCBI's taxonomy places the organism in Eukaryota, Viridiplantae, Streptophyta, Magnoliopsida, Rosales, Rosaceae.
AUGGGAGAAGUCAACCCGUCAUGCAUCCUUUCAGAGGAACACAGGCCCAAACAUGUCAUCACUGAAGGUGAAGGAAUCCCAUUGAUCGAUCUCUCUCCAAUAACCAACAGGGAAGGGUUAUCAGCUGAUCCAAAUAAGGCAGUGGAAGACCUUGCUGCUAAGAUAGGUGAGGCUUGCAGGACUUGGGGGUUCUUCACUGUGAUCAACCAUGGCGUGCCUUCAGGCAUCCGGAGAAGAAUCAUGGAGGCGGCACGGGAAUUUUUUGCAUUGCCGGAGGAGGAGAAGAAGAAAGUGAGCAGAGAGGACCACAACACGGCAGGGUUUCAUAACGAUGAACAUAGCAAAGACUUUAAGGAUUGGAAAGAGGUUUAUGAUUUUUAUGUUAAUGAUGGGAUGCUAAUGCCGGCUUCCCAUGAACUUGAUGACCCUGAAAUUGUUCCAUGGUUCACUCCAUGGCCCGAGAACCUACCCGAGUUCAGGGAGACAUGCGCAGAAUACGGUCGAGCAUGUGAGAAGCUAUUCUUCAUUUUGUUGGAACUUGUCAGCCUCAGCUUAGGCUUACCCCCGAAGAGGCUGCAUGGGUACUUUGAGAAUCAAGCAAGCUUUGCCCGACUCAAUUACUACCCUCCAUGUCCCAAACCGGAGCUUGUUCUUGGCACCGGUGGACACAAAGACCCUAGUGCUCUAACGGUCCUCGCUCAAGAAGAUGUCGAAGGCCUCGAUGUGCUUCGAAAAUCAGACGGAGCAUGGGUUCGUGUCAAGCCUGUCCCGGAUUCCUUUGUCAUCAAUGUUGGCGAUGUUCUUCAGGUAUGGAGCAAUGACCUUUACGAAAGUGUCGAGCAUCGGGCCGAGGUGAAUGCAGAAACAGAAAGAUAUUCCAUCCCUAUAUUUUUUCACCCUUCUCAUGAUGUAACCAUGAAGCCGUUGGAUGAGUUGGUUGAUGAACAAAGCCCGGCCAAGUACCCCGAAUACAAGGCAGGGAAGUGGCUGAAUUUGAGGAUGUAUAAUAACUACAAGAAACAUGGCUUCUAUAUGCGGAUGACUGACUACAAGGUUGCUGCUUAG